Messenger RNA from Candidozyma haemuli, 1902 nucleotides. RefSeq names its product sugar porter family MFS transporter. Gene Ontology annotation, molecular function: myo-inositol:proton symporter activity. Bases 1 to 1902 code for a protein of 633 amino acids. The transcript has a single exon. Gene Ontology annotation, biological process: transmembrane transport. The record is from RefSeq and is a predicted model, not a curated record. Gene Ontology annotation, cellular component: membrane. NCBI's taxonomy places the organism in Eukaryota, Fungi, Ascomycota, Pichiomycetes, Serinales, Metschnikowiaceae.
AUGUCUGCUAACGAACCGACUCUAGAGAUAUUGGACGCUGAGAAGCCGACAGUAGAGAUGCUGUCGUCCUCGCUCUCGCUGAAGAACUCCACCUCGGGCAUGGCCUCCGAUAGACCAGGUCAGCGUGGUAAUGUUCUUGCUCAUUUUACUGAAGCUGAAACCAUGAAAAUGGGAAAAGAGUACGCUGCUAAGUAUAACUUGGACCAGGACCUUUUUGCUCGUGCCGCUGCUUUGGCAAGAAACCCUGCUGACUUCAACUCCAUGGACUUUCUCACCGAGUAUGAGAAGGAACAGUUGACUCUCGAGGUGACCAAAAAAUGGCAUAUUCCACGUAAGUUGGUCCAGGUUAUUGCAUUGGGUUCUAUGGCUGCUGCUGUUCAAGGUAUGGACCAGUCUGUCAUUAACGGUGCUACCUUGUUUUACCCUGAUGCGUUUGGUAUCACCGAUAUGGAGAAUGCCGAUUUGAUGGAGGGUUUGAUUAACGGUUCGCCUUACUUGUGUUGUGCUAUUGCUUGUUGGACUUCCGACUGGUGGAACAGAGCCAUGGGCCGUAAGUGGGUCAUUUUCUGGACGUGUCUUAUUUCUGCUGUCACUUGUGUUUGGCAAGGUUUUGUCAGUAUGCACUGGUACCAUUUGUUCAUUGCUCGUUUCUGUAUGGGUCUUGGUGUUGGUGUCAAAUCUGCCACCGUCCCUGCUUACGCUGCUGAAACUACUCCUCACACCAUCCGUGGUUCCUUGGUGAUGCUUUGGCAGUUCUUCACUGCUGUGGGCAUUAUGUUUGGUUAUGUUGCAUCUUUGGCCUUUUACCACGUCCCAGAUAAGGGAAUUGCUGGUGGCUUGAACUGGAGAUUGAUGUUGGGCUCGGCUUCGAUUCCAGCCUUCAUUGUCUUGUUCCAGGUUCCAGGUGUGCCAGAGUCUCCUCGUUGGCUUAUGGGUAAGGAUAGACACCAAGAGGCUUUUGAAGCUCUUUCUAUCUUGAGACGUGAUGAGAUCGCCGCUGCCAGAGAUUGUUUCUACCAGUAUGUUUUGUUAAAAGAGGAGGCUGCUUUUAGUGGUAUUCCAUACUUCAAAAGAAUUUGGGAAAUGUUCACUGUCAGAAGAAACAGAAACGGUGCCUUGGGUGCUUGGAUUGUCAUGUUCAUGCAACAGUUCUGUGGUAUUAACGUCAUUGCUUACUACUCGUCUUCCAUUUUCAUUGAGUCUAACUUGUCUGAAGUCAAGGCUAUGGUUGCAUCCUGGGGUUUCGGUAUGAUCAAUUUCCUUUUCGCUAUCCCAGCUUUCUAUACCAUCGAUACCUUUGGUCGACGUAACUUGUUGCUUUGCACAUUCCCUCUAAUGGCGAUAUUCUUGCUUGUGGCGGGUUUCAGUUUCUUGACUCCAGAUGAAAAUACAGACGGGAAGCUAGCGGGUGUGGCGACGGGUAUUUACUUGUUCGCUGCUGUCUACUCUUCUGGUGAGGGCCCGGUGCCUUUCACUUAUUCCGCUGAAGCGUUCCCAUUGUAUAUCCGUGAUUUGGGUAUGGGUUUCGCUACUGCUACAUGUUGGUUCUUCAACUUUAUCUUAGCAUUCACCUGGCCUCGUUUGAGAAACGCCUUCACGGUCACUGGUGCCUUUGGUUUCUACGCAGCAUGGAACGUUGUUGGAUGGUUCCUUGUGCUUCUUUUCUUGCCAGAAACCAAGGGUCUUACCUUGGAAGAAUUAGAUGCUGUUUUUGGAGUAUCUUUAAGAAAGCACGCCAUUUACCGUGCCAGACAGGCUAUUUGGUACUUCAGAACCUACAUUCUUAGACAAACCCUUGAGCCUUUGCCAGUCUUGUACGAGCACCAGAAGCGUUAUUACCAGGAGAAGGGACUUGACCUUGACCCUGAGCUCAGCAAGCAGAUCAGUAGAGAGCCCUUCUAA